AUGAAGUUUGAUGAUUUUCUAACAAUAAUAAAUGAUUGGGGAAGAUUUCAAAAAGUAAAAUAUACAAUUAUAUGUUUAACAUAUAUGCUACCACCAAUUAUGGUUUAUACAUAUUCAUUUACAGCCGCAACACCAAAUUUUCGUUGUCGAAAUCCAUCUCAAUGGUUAAAUGAUUCAUAUAGUCAAACAUCAAAUUCUAUAUUCAAUGAAGAAUAUCGACCAACAAAAGAACAAUGUUUAUUAAAUAAAAACUCAAUAUCAUUAAAAGAAUGUCAACGAUGUUUUAUUCGAUCAACACCUUUCAAUAAUCAAUCAAUGGAUUCAUGUCAAUCUUAUGUUUUUGAUCGACAAUAUUAUAAAGACACAUUAAUUGAAGAGUGGAGAAUGGUUUGUAAUCGUGUAAGUUAUCGAUCAUGGGUUCAAAUGAUAUUCUUUGUUGGUUAUAUGAUUGGUUCAAUUCUAUUUGGAGUUCUUGCAGACAAAUAUGGUCGUCGACCAAUAAUGAGUAUUAGUUUUAUUUUAAUGACAUUCUCUAGUUUAUUAUGUACAUUUGCUCCACAACAAUCUUUUGGAUUUUGGCCAUCCUAUAUUAUAUUUAUUUUAGCAAGAUUUUUACUUGCUUGUUCUACAAGAGGAAUAUCUGUAUCUGGAUUUGUACUUGCUUCUGAAAUAGUUGGACCAAAAAAACGUCUUUUAACUGGAAUUGUAAUUGAAUAUUUUUUUGCAUUUGGUCAAAUGAUUUUAUUAAUAUUUGCUUAUUUUAUUCGUUCAUGGCGUAUAUUAACAUUUUCAAUAGCAUUAUUUACUGUUCCAUAUAUGCUUUUUUAUUUUAUAUUACCGGAAAGUCCUCGAUGGUUAGUUAGUAAAGGUCGAUUUGAUGAAGGAGAAAAAAUUUUACGAAAUAUAGCAAAAAUAAAUAAUUGUACGUUUAAUAAUGAUGCUUAUAAAAAACUAAAAGAUGAACAAAUUAAAAAAAUGUCUGAAAAAAAUAAUCAACAAGGUUUUAGAAGUUUAUUUCAAUCAAAAAUAAUGACUGUUAUUAGUAUUAAUCUUUUUUUUCAAUGGCUUGUACAAAAUCUUAUCUUUUAUGGUGUUUCUCAAAGUACAGGAUCAUGGCAAUUAAAUCCAUAUUUAUCAUUUGGUGUAAGUGCUUUUGUUGAAUUACUCUCAUAUAUUUUUGUUCAUUCAAUUCUUGAUCGUAUUGGUCGAAAAAUUCCUUAUUUUGGUUUUCUUAUUCUUUUUUGUAUUGUUUCAUUAUUAAUACUUCCUAUUGAAUAUUUAAUGGAAAAAGAUAGCAAAGAUCAACUAUUAUUAUUGAAUAUAAUAAAUGGUACAUUAAAAUUUUUAUCAUCUGGUUCAUAUGCCAUUAUAUAUAUCUAUGCUAAUGAAUUAUUUCCAACAAAUGUUCGAAAUACUGGUAUGGGUAUUUGUUCAAUGGUUGCACGUGUAGGUGCUAUUAUUGGAACUUAUUCUAAUGAUAAUUUAACACGUUUAUGGAUUCAUCUUCCAAUAAUUUUCUAUGGUAGUGUAUCACUUAUUGCUGCUCUACUUGCUUUAUUGUUUCCUGAAACAUUAAAUCAACCAUUACCUCAAUCAGUAGAUGAUGUUGAAAAAAUGAAUUUAAUUAAUAUUUCAAUUUAUCGAUCAAAACGAUUAGUCAAUGAUAAUAUUCAACUUAAUGAACAAUCAGUUAAAAAAUUUGCUAGCUACAUCAAUCCACAAUUCGAUGACAAUGAAAGUCAAUAUAAUAAAGAACAUAUCGUGAGACUUUGA
Messenger RNA from Rotaria sp. Silwood1, 1773 nucleotides. The record is from the annotation of a GenBank genome assembly. Lineage: Eukaryota; Metazoa; Rotifera; Eurotatoria; Philodinida; Philodinidae.